AUGUACAAAGUAGAAUUGGGACCGGGUGAAGAAUGUUCAGCUGGCUUCACACGAUAUUCAGCAUUAUAUAUGGUAUGCGGUGGUCCACUGGCGUCGUUCGAUGAUGCGGACGAAUUCUGGAACGGAUAUCAGUAUACCAUUCGUGUGUGCAUAGCCGACACCGAUGCUAAUCCAAAUCUAUUUUCGGUGUUCACACAGCUAUUGAGACGGUCAAUCAUACUCGACAUCGAAUCGGAACAAGUUCCACCGUCCACUUCUGUCGCCUGUAGUAAUUUACCAAGAAAAACUGAGAAACUGGUAUUUCAACGGGCCGCCAGUCUACCCUAUCGCAGGAAUCCGGUAGUAGAUGUCACCAAACUACAAACAUUGUCGGGGUAUUUCGGCUGGCUAGAACGCCAUCCACGUCUUUAG
This is a messenger RNA of Opisthorchis viverrini, 411 nucleotides long. RefSeq lists its product as hypothetical. The record is from RefSeq and is a predicted model, not a curated record. NCBI's taxonomy places the organism in Eukaryota, Metazoa, Platyhelminthes, Trematoda, Opisthorchiida, Opisthorchiidae. The transcript is spliced from 3 exons. The coding region runs from base 1 to 411 and encodes 136 amino acids.